GUAAUCCUCUGCUUAUAAACGGGCGCAGCAGAGCGGUGCUGCCUCAGUGUGAAGGAUGGGAGAUCAAACGGCUCCAUCGUCCUCCGCUCUGAUGACAUAUGGAGCAUCCUUCGGUCUGAGCAGCAGCACCCAGCAGGAUGACCGCUCCCCUCGCCCUCUGCUGCCUCCUCCUCCUCCUCCUCUCUGCUCUCUCUCUCACUCUCACACAAGGUAAGAGGACAGAAACACACCAACAGAGCAGCACCUCCAGGAGACUGUCAGAAAGAGGGAAAUACGAGAGCUGUGGGAAAAGUUUAAAGCGACUUUAAGAAGCAAAGUGGAAUAUUUACUACAGUGACACAGUGCCCUUGUGUUUUGAUGCUGUUUGUUUUUGUUGUAUUGUUGACAUCUGCCUGAUGGUAAUCUGCUUAUUUAGGAGGUACUUUUUCAGCCUCCCAUUGUCUCUAAUACGCAAAGAGCCUACUUUGCAUUGCAUCUUGAUCAAUUUUAAAGCCUAAACCUUCAAAAUCCCUGUGUUGAAGAGCUUUUUUUUUUCUUUCGCUAAACCCCUGAAUCAAGUUAAACCUGAACAAGUUAAAAUGCUGUUUAGUUGUCACUGCCAGAUUUUCCUCCUGUUCAGUAAGACAUAGUGUAUUUUUUACUCAAAUAUGUGCAUGAAGAAAGAUUGAUUCAUCUUAAAAUGUCAUCCUUCAUAAGCUAUGUUAUCAUAAAAUAUUGUUGUACGGUUUGGAGCCACAGCUGUGAUCUCUCCAAUCCUCAGAGCAGGUGAUGAACUCUGAGCAUAGGUAAAUCCAACACGUUGCUUUGCCUGUUUUCAAUGAUAGAGACGUUUGUGUGCUUGUGUAAUGCUUGUUUUUGAAAGGUCAUCCCAAGUAUUUUUGGACAUUUCUUCCCUUUCAGUGCACGUCUCUUGUGGAUUGCUUUGACCUUUAAAGAAGUUAACCUCUUGAGCAUGAUAGAUAGAGAUUUACAAUCAGUGUUCACAGUAAAUAUAAUGAAAAUUUACUAAUUCCUCACAGCUCUGACAAAGAGAGUUCAAUUCUGCUGUUAGUAGAUCCAUGUCAGAGGUGCUCACAUGUAUCUACAAUGCAUUUCUUUGGCUUUUUGUCGGACCCAAAUAAACACAGCUGGAAACCAAACAUAGGCAGCAAGAACUGUACAAGGUCCACCCCUGCAACAUCCUCCACACUCAUGAUUUGGACUGGCUCUAAUUUCACAUAGUUCUCUGAAAACAAGAAGAGACAAGCUAGAAAUCUGAAACAGCCUUGUGUCCUUCUUUGCCUCCACCCACGACAGAAGACAGAGCAUAAGCUGCAAAAACCAGGAAAUUUGUGUCUGUAAGGGUAAAAAAAAAAAAACUGCAAAAGUUAAUGUACCAAUAUUUAUCCAUAUGCAACAAAGCUGCAUUGACCCAACCAUCAGCCUUUUUGCUCCCUUUAAAUACAUCUGAAAUAAGUGCCUCAUACUGUGUAUUAAAGGUUUAAUAAAUAAUCCCUUUAGGGUCAGUGCUGUUUUAUAAGACAAACUGUUGCAUUUACAGUAUCAGCUUUAAUAUAAAAAGUGUAAUGACUUAUUGUAUAACUUCACUUACUUUGUCAGACUGGUAGUGUUGACGGUAUAAUUCAGCAUGGAGUUAUUUUCUAUACUGUCCAGAUCCAAUCCAAUCUCUGAAAUGAAGUCAACCUGUAAUGAUUCAUUUAUUAAUUUCAGUGAAACAGUAUUUUUGUUAGCUGAACAUGAUAGAUAGACACUCCCAUCUUUGUUUUGGUCUGUUAACUUAUCAGAGGCUGUUUCUGUGAUGAGCUGAGAAGUCAAGGUCCAGUUAGAAGUGAUGGCAGCCUGAAACAGAUCUCAGUCUUGCUCUAAGUAUAGAAAUACAAUGAUAGAACUGUCAGCAUGUUCUAUUAUCAAUACGCUCUGUGCUCUCAGUACCUGUACCUGGGUGAUGCCCUGACACAUGAUCUUUCAUUCAUUUAAUUUCACUUUGAGGGAGUUUCCAGGGAGUUUACUUCUGCCUGCUCAACCUUAAGUGUCUAAUUCUGCCCUCCUGCUACAAAUCAAACUGCCAGCUUAGAUUACACUAAGCCUAAAUAAUGUUUGACUGGUCUGUUCAGUUAUGUAAUAAUCAUAAUUUGAUGCCAUUGAUUGGGAAAUUAGUAAAGGCUUAUGCUUGACUCUGUUCAGAGGUGGACAUUUUAUAGAAGGGCUCUAUGUGGACUGUGUCAUACUUGGAACCAGCCUCUAGUGGCUACUUCAGGAACUGCACAUUUUAGCACUUCAGUGUUUCAGUCAAUUGCAUUACUUCAAGGUUUUAUUGAGUUUGUCUGUAUUUGUAGAGUGCUGUUGGUUUAAUCUUGAUGCGCCAUAGUGCUCACUGUUAAAAAUUUUGUUGACAUAGUUGUUGUGAAUCAUCAUUUCAUGACAAACCACUGGAUGCCUUUCAAACCUGCUUUGAAUCAAAUAACCACCAAAACAAGGUGAAAGCAGACUUGAUUUACUCUGUGAUUGACAGCAUGAGUGCAGUGGGUUUUACACUCAGCCGGUAAAACAUUUUAAUACCUGACUGGAUUAUUUCUGAUUGUUCAAAAUGGACAACUGGGCGAGGGGCCCAGACCUCCUCCAGGGGCCAGGACAGCUCCAGACUGUCUGACAGAGAAUCUUUGGGAGUUUGAUUAAUGGGUUGGCUUGCUCUGUCUGUUUUUGCUAAUGGGGGUUACAGUUAAUCAAACCUAAUAAGCACACACCGAGUGAAGUAUUUGCACUUUGGGAUAGGACCUUGAAGGCAUCGGUGUAUGCAACCUGCAGAUCUUAUAGUGGCUCAGAAAAUAUGCUAAUAAUGUGAUGAUGUUUUUAGUGCAAAAAUAAAGAAGAUUAACAAUCCAGGCUUUAAUAUUUGUCUUCCAAACCCAAUGGCAAACACUGUGGGGCCAAGGAAUAAUAUGAGGAUAGAUUCACAAGGAAAUAGGAACAUAACGUCAGACUUUUAAAAGACACCAUUGCCGUCAGCAACACUCCUCUGAUUUUUGACUCUUCCUAACUGAUUUAUUAUUCAUAUCUCCUCUGUUGUCACCAGGCUUGUUAAUGUCAGAAACUUUUGACUGUUUUUCUUCUUUUGGGGUGAGUAGCUUCUGAGCCUGAGGGGCGCCCUCUAGAGGAUACAUUGCUUAACAUUCUUUCCGAUGCAAAGACAAAUGGAAGUUUGAAGGUUGUGAGGAUCACAAAAUUAAAAACAUGUGGGUCUACAAUCACUGAUCGCUUUAUUAGGGACACAGGAUCAAUUGCUUGUUAACACAAAUAGCUAAUCAACCAAUCAUGUGGCAGCAAUUCAAUAUAUUUAGGCAUGUAGACGUGGCCAAGACGACUUGCUGAAGUUCAAACUGAGCAUCAAAAUGGGGAAGAAAGGAGAUUUAAGUGACUUUGAACAUGGCAUGUUUGAUGGAGCAAGAUGGGCUGGCCUAAGUAUUUCAGAAGCUGCUGAAGCUGUUAGGGUUUACAGAGAAUGGUCUGAAAAGAGAAAAUAUCCAGUGUGAGGCAGGUGUAUAGAUGAUGUUGAUGGUUGAUGUUAGAGGUCAGAGGAGUAUGGUUAGACUGGUUUGAAAUGAUGGAAAGGCAACAGUAAGUCAAAUAACCGCUCUACAACCAAGGUGCACCAUCUCUGAACGCACAACAUGUCAAACCUUGAAGCAGAUGGACCACAGCAGCUGAAGACCACACCAAUUGACCCUCCUUUCAGCUAAGAACAGAAAACUAAGGCUUUGGGCUCCUUAGUACCAACUGAGCAUCGUUUAACUACCACAGCCUACCUGGGUAUUGUUGCCGACCAUGUCCAUCCCUUUACAGCCACAGUGUACUCAUCUGCUGAUGGUUCCUUCCAGCAGAAUAUCCAUGUCACAAAGCUCAAAUCAUCUUAAACUGGUUUCUUGAACAUAACAGUAAAUUCACUGGACUCCAGUGGCCUCCACAGUCCACAGAUCUCAGUCCAAUAGAGCACCUUUGGGAUGUGGUGGAAUGGGAGAUUCACAUGAUGGGUGUGCAACCGACAAAUCUGCAGCAACUGCGUGAUGCUCUUCAGUUAAUAUGGACAAAAACCUCUGAGGGAUGUUUCUAACAUCUUUUGAAAGUAUGCAUUAAGAUUUAAGACAGAUCUUAGGGCAAAAGAGGAUGUUUUAUGGUGUCUCCUUGGCUCUUGGGGCCAACUCCCAGUGGACAUUUGAGGAACUGCAGCUUAAUGGACUUCAGAUAUUGCCUCAUCUCUUCAUCCUUUUCUUUUAAAAUCCGGACAGUAUUUUUUUUUCCUAAUCCUGCCUGCAAAGACACCAACUGGAUUGGGAAACAUAACCUCUUCAGUGGAUGUUGCAGUAAAGUGUGUGUGUGUGUGUGUGUGUGUGUGUGUGUGUGUGUGUGUGUGUGUGUGUGUGUGUGUGGUGGGGGACAGGGUUAAUCCUGCCAUGAUGGCGUGAUUGGAAACCAGCAGCUGCUGUGGAGCUGGGGAAUAAUUUGAUCUGCUUUGGAUUUUACAUUUGUGGUAAUUUAAAGAAAACACAGACAAUAAACGGCUGUGUUCCUGUAAAUCCAGCAGCUGUGAGCCUUUUCUGCCUCCUGCUGAUGACAAUACAGUCAGAUGGGAGGCUGUGAAAAAUAAAAACACGCUGCAUCAAAGAGAAUAGAGAUGGUUCUGCAACCUGCUGCUGCAUCCUCGGAGCGAAAGGAUUUUUCAGAAAGUUACCUGAUGCUGUUUGAAGGUUUGUCCUCUUGAGGAUAAAAAGCCCUUUGUCUGACUCUGACCCAUAUUGCUAGAGGUAAUCUGUGCUUAAAAAUGAUUAAAUGUUGCUUGUGGCUGUUCGUACGAUGAAGUGCAUGGGUUUUAAUCCUGCAGCAGAAAUUGCAGAUUUUCUGUCUAUGAUCUUGGGAGUCUCUGUCUAGAUUUUGGAUAAUGAAUGAAUCUCUUUUCCAGCUGAUAGACAUAGCAGCAUUCAGGCCGCCUGGAGCCGUUCCACUGAUAGUAUGUGGAGCACUUACACAGGCAACAGUGCCAAAAACAGAGGGAUGUCCUCAGGAUUUUGCUUGUCUAGACUUCUACAAACACUCACACGCUUGAAAAGUCAAAAAUCACCGCUUAAUGACUGAAAAAAUGAUCUGAAUAAACACUCCUCUGCUGACUCUCCUCCAUGGCCUCAGAGGGUGCAUGUUUUGAAUUUAUCUCACUGAGUUUUAACUGAUUAAUCCACAUUAAGCCACAUUAUUUGCUCCAGUUAUUUUCAGUCCAGGAUGUUUUGUAAUUUUUUUCCAAUCCUUUUAGAUGCAUAAUGACUCCAAAAAUAAAUUGCGUGAUGUUUCAACAACCUCAUGCCUUAUUUUUAGGAGCAAUGGAUAUUUUUAACAGUACUUCAAAAAUGAACAUGAAGGUGAUGUUUUGGUAUCUAAUCUCAUCCUUGUGUUCUUAUUUGAUAAAUAAAUUGUGUGAUGUUGAAACAACCUCUUACCUAUUUUUCAGGAGUUAUUUGUAUAUCCAUUAUCAGCUAUUAGAAAAGGGCCAACAGCUCAUGUAUUUCCUCUGCAUGAAAUUUAAUGUAUUUGCCCUCUUAGAGCUAAAAAAAAACUAAAAAAUAUUUGAGAUCAUUUGUGUGAGAGGUGAGAAUUGCAAGUGCAACCUUUUCUCCCCAUGAUAAGGUUUUAUAGCUUCCAGUGCCAUAAUUGAUUCUCUUUAUUGAUCCAAAUCUUCCAAUUACUCUGUAACUUCUUGUGGAUUUUCUGUGCAACAAAGUCGACCGGUAUGGGUUUUUGUGUGUUAACAAACAACAACUUUUUACACUUCUAAAAUGAAUACAUUUUUGAUCACAGAUUUGACUUUGUGUUUGAGGGCCUGGAUCUGGAUGGUCUCUAAAAAUACACUGUUCGUCUCUGUGUGAUAGAAAAACCCCUGAAUGUCAGAGUGAGGUGAUUUUACAGUAGGUCAGUAUGUUUCAUUGUUCUAUUUCUUAGAGCUGAGAUUGCAGUCACAACAGCAUAGUUGUUUUUUGUCUGCUCCUGUCCUCUGUCUGCCAUGAUUACUCCCUUGGUUGUCGUUUGUGCUGACUUUCUCUGGAGAUGCAUUACAUACAUUGUUUAUAUCGUCCUCUGGUUCUCCAACCACUCUUAGCUCUUUACACCAUAUUAACCCACCCAUGGCAGAGGUUGCUAGUGCCCAUUAGUUUCUGAAUAACCCCAUUUACACUGGGCAUAACCAGUUAGGGCAAAUGGGUAAAGUAUCUUGCUCAACUCAAGGAUUUAGCAACUCAAAGUUUUUUUUGUUUUUUUUCUUUUUUAAUUCCCAUCCCUAUUUGCGUCAUUGUUUAAUAGACUGAUGUCUAAUAUAGUCUGUAGAGUUCUGUGGAUAAAUAUUGAUUGACUCGUGUGAAAAUCAAACUGUACAUUACACCAUAUUAUGGUAGUUUAUUGUACUUUAGUGAGAUUAGCAUCAAUUAACAACUUGGCUUCAUUCCCAGAGUAGAGCUUGAAGCAGGACUAGUGUGUGAUGCACCAUAAGCAAGCUUGUUUGUCUCAGCUAACUACUGUGUUCAAGUGUGGGCAGUGUGUGCAGUCAGAGAGUUGUGUAUUUCAGCAAACAGUUGACCAAAACAAGCAACUUCUUGUUAUUCAAUACUAAAGCUGCGUUCAAGUUACAUUGGAAGUCAGAUGUUGCAGCUGAAAAUGACGCCACACCCGUGUUACUGGCGUUUCAGUUACAAGGUCAGAAAAAAGCAAAAUUGGAGGCGGUAACAAGAUGGCUACAUCUAUGAAAGUUAUUUUAGCGCUUACCUUGUCCGCAUAUAACAAGGACAUUCGACUUCCGAGGUAACGCAGGAGAGGAUUCUGAAUAUUUUAAUAAUUGCCCUAGAGUGCUCAACUUGUAUGUUUUGGUGUUUUUCUGCCUCUACAUUCAUCUGCACUGGUCUGCACCCUCCCCCUUCAGACAACAGCCAAUCAGUACAGUGCUUCAUCAUUACAGCAUCCCUGACCCCUCAGAUCAAUGCAAUGAUAACAAGGCUGGAAACUGAAAGGCUGCAGGUUGGGAAGUUUUUUUGCUACUUUUUAAAAAACCUCUGCAAAAAGAAGACUAGGAUACAUUGGAUACAGCUGAAAGUUUCCAUUGCACUGGCUCCUUGAGCAAAUUAAUUUCAACACAAGAGGAACCACAAUGCCAAAGGGAAGUCUGGAAAUAUCAUUUGUGGUUGACAGGAAUCCUUGCAAAAUUAGUCAUACUUCAAAUAGCACGAGUUGUAGUAUAUUGACCCCAGUUUUAGCGACCAAUUCAAUCAUUUUUAUCCAUAAUCCACAAAUGUAAGUCCUAUGUGGAAUUUGUAUUGGUCUUGUUACUGCAGUGCUGGCAUCCUUAAUUGUUUCAGGUCAUGUUUACUAUUUUUGUAUGAUUAGGUUGCACAAACCACAGCAGUGUGAGUCCACUGCAUUAGUAACUGUGUGCUAAAAUCACUACACUCUGAGUCACUGUGGAUGUUAUAUUGCUACAUGGCUUUAUAAACUGUGAUAUGUCAAAAUCCGGUUCCCUUUUCAGAUCACAAACUGUCAUGUGCAGCCACAGUGGUGCCACUCUGUUCAAAGUCCUGUUCACAUGUCAAUCAAAGAAAAAAAUCUCCAAACUGAAAUGUCUCAACCUGUCAUGCAGAGGCUGUCAUUCAAAACGAGUUAAAGCCCAAGAUAGUGGAGUAAAGCAAAGAGAGAAGACAAUCAAAGAGGAAUCCUCACACUGUAAAUGCUUUCUAUACUGUAGCUCGUUGGUAACAUAUUCUUGACAGACCAAUCUUAGCCUCGGUCCCUUCAGAGACUUGAUUUGAACUUUUUGUACCUGUGCCUGGUCACAAGGCUCCAGGGAUGUACUAUCAUUCUUGUUAUAGAUUCUGUAUUGAUUCUACAUAAAAAAUGUAAUGACAGGUCUUGUUAUCAGAGGUGAUCUGGUUUGUAGUCUGAGCAGAUAUGACCCAUCACAAAUCAGGAGGAUUAAGUGUCAGCGGGAAAGCUGCAAAGAGGGCAAAAACAUGCCAUGCAGAGUCCAUUUUAAUGACACCCCAGCACCCACCUGACCAUGAUUUAUUUAUACAUAAACUGUUAUCUGCAUGCAUAAGCAGCUGACAACCUGUUUUGGUCCAACAUUUUGACUUGAGAUCAAAUCAGCCUGACACUGUGUCCCCAAAGCCAGUCGGCAUUUCAAUCUCCCAGAAUGCAUCGGAAAUUUAAUUCAACCCCUGCUCAGCAAACAACCGCUUUAAACGUUGUUUUCUUCUUCCCUUGAGGACACACCUGACAAAGCUUGACUUUUUGUAAAUCCUGCGUAAUCAUUUUGUUAUUUCAGCAAACUUGAGACCUGUUAGCUAAAAAUAAAUGAAAAGAAAAUAAAGCUCACCCCUUAUAAUCUAAAUGGAUAGGAUGAUAAAACUGUCUGGAAAUGCAGAAAGAGCCAGAAUGUAGGAUUAAGACCUGAUUAAGACCAUCCCCCUUUUAAAGACUAAAGGAGCGUUUUAACCAAAAGUACCAGACAUUUGUAAUUCCAGGAACUUUGCUCCAAAGAACUAAAUUGUUCCCAGUGCUUGCUGCACUUCCUCUGUUGGCUGAAAUGUUAAAACAAGUUGUCAUGACUCACUUUGGCAUCAAAUAAGCUCUAUCAACCAAUAAGGGGAACUUUUUUGAGCUUUCAUGCCAUUGCUGUGUGCUCCUCUCUCAGCUCAGAUAGGGUCUGUCUGUGAAUUAGGCACCAGUAAAAAAUGUAAACGAGACUGUUUCAUCAUAAGACUAAACCCUGAAACCAUAACACCCAAAACUAUCCUCUUUUUCUGGAAAGAAACUAUGAUAUGCUCAUUAUUUAACUGGUAAGGUUAUGUGGGAUGUAAAUGAAGGACUUGAUUUUUCUUCUUCUUCUUUCUUUUUUUUACAUAAAAAGAUUGUCUUCAGGACCUGGCCCCCAGAUCAAUGCCAACCACUGGCUACACUGAAAAAUACAGUUAAUUACUUAAACUUGAAUAUAGAUGUUGUAAUUUCAGCAAACUGAAGACGUGCUAUUUCCAGAUAUGUAAUUAGAAAAUGUUCUUUUCGCGUACCCUGAAGAGAAGCAGAGUGAAAUCUAUUUACAGAGGAACAGAGACCGAUGAACAGGUGCUACUUCUAUAAUAAACCGAGAGGUGUUAGAUUAUAUUUAGCAGACAUAAUUGGGGGCAAAAUUGCUUAACUUUUGAUGUGUUUUAUGGGCCUCAUCCUAGUUACAGGUUUAACUGUUGAUGUAGAGCUUGGAAACGAAAAAAAAAAAAAUUGCUAUGGAAUCGUUUUUACAGUCUGUUCUGUACUCCCUGUCCUGCAUGAUUGGUUAAUCCCUUUUGGGGUGAUCUGUUGAUGUGGAGAGAGAGAGAAAUAGAUAGAUAGAGAGAGAGAAAGAGAGAGUGAUAGAUAGAUAGAUAGAUAGAUAGAUAGAUAGAUAGAUAGAGAGAGAGAGAGAGAGAGAGAGAGAGAGAGAGAGAGGGAGGUGUAGCUCAUCCUGCAAGCCUGAUAGGAGCCACCUGUGCUGCUGCAUGAAUCGGAUUGGUGCGCAGUUGCAGAGAAUCAGAGGAGACAGCAUCUGCGACUUAGUUCAUAAGGCUUGUUUACAUCAUUAUGAGUCAGGAGGCAGGUUAGCUGUGAUCAGAUCAUUUCUGUACCUCUUCUAUCUGUGGUUUGCCUUCGAGUGGUGUUUUCUCAAACCAUCAAAUAUUUGUGUAGUCUUUUGUAUUCGGUUAUUGUAAUGAGGUGGUCCUCAGAGUCCUGGUUUAGUUAUACUGCACACCCAUAUCUACUCAUAUCAGUAUUUUCCAGUUAAUUACACUAGCUUUAGGGUGCUCUCUUUUGUUUUUUGUUUUGUUUGAUGGUACGGAUUGCCAGGUGUGGUUUUGGUUCCCUCUUUCAACUCUUUAGAAAUUUAGAUUAUCCAUAGGUCCAUUAAGUUGCAUUUUUUCCUCACAUUUCUCAUCUCCCCCACCUAACCUCUUUUAUAAUAAAUAACCUCAAUUUAACAUUUACCUCCGGUUGUUUAUGCCGCUUCCCUUCCCAAUUGAGCUGAGUCAUAAUGUCAUUUAUCACUAACUUUGGCUGUUGCAAAAAGCCAGAAAGUUGGCCACCAUUUCUGCGAGAAUAAAUCUUUGAUAAACAAUGGAGGGCUCUGAGUUUUCCCUCACUGGCAAGGAUGUCUGGCUGCCCCCUCACUUCUACCUGCAUGUGAUCCAAGUUUUCAGAAAGAUCUCAGUGACUAAAACAUGAGUGUUUGUCAUGAGAAAGAUGAUGCUAUUCAGACAGGUGACCCUUAAGGUCUUCUCCAUCUUCUUUCACAAGAACAAAUGAAAAAUGUUCAUCAGUAUGAGGAAAUUUCCAGCUUGUGGCUGUUUUCCCUGAUUGUAGUUCAGUCUCAGUGGAUCCUAUUAGAGACUUUGACAGUUUUACAUCUAGUAGCGAUACAAAUCAGUGGAAACACAUAAGCACUGAUGUUUAUCAGCUUCUAGAGCUCAGUUUUACCUCUAUGGUUUUGGUAGAUGGACUGUUUUGUUUUAAUUUAUUUGUUUGUUUAACAUAGACAUACAGUAAUAUUAGUACUAUACUUUUAUAUGCACAAAUCCCAGAUGCACUGCACCUAGUGUAAUACAGCAAAAAUGCUGAUCUGCAGCAUUUGAUUAACCCAAGGUUAAUGUUUUUGUUCUUGAUUGCAUUGUCUGACUAUCUUUUGCAUAAGCUGACUCUUAUCUUCUUCUCUGACUGAACCUUAACCCGGGGAAGAAUUAAAAGCUCCCUACAAAAACUGAUUCCAGACCGUAUCGGAGGAAGAAAAAAUCAACAUAAAACCACAUCACUUCCUCUCUCAGCUUCUCUCGGUUCAUUUCACAUGGAGGAUAUAGCCUUUGCUGUCAGAACCCAGGGGCUCUGGAGCAAUCCGCCAGAGGAAAGCAGGUCAGCUGAAUCAGUGAUCUUUCUUUUUCACCCCCUUCUUAAAAUGUAUGGUUAUUCAAGAGACUUUCCUGAGUAUCAGACAUCUUUUGGCUGCCUUUAAGGCUCUGGUGAGAUACUUUUGGCUUGUGUUGACUUUGGCACCCCCUCUGGACAAACAGCCUCAUUUCUUUUGGUGAUUUUGAUUCUGACUCAGACACUGUACACAAGGUAAAGCCUCUAGAUUCAGAAGCCAACUGGUCCUGACACCGCAUGUCAGCCAGAUUGAGGUAUAACCUCUUUAAUGUUUAGUCUGACCUUAGCAUCAUUGAUAUUCUCACCAGCUUUGCUGCCAGUGCAUGGAUUGCAGGACAGGAUGAGCGUGGUCCAGACCUGCUCUUGUUCCUUGAAAAGUGUCUUGAGAUGACGACUGUUGUGAAUCGGCGCUAUAUAAAUAAAAUUUUAUUGAUUGAUUGAUUGAUUGAUGUUGCUCUAGCUUUCCCCAUCACAGACAGUUGGGGUCCAGCAGCUCCUCAGGCUGAUUUUACAUCUGUGAUGCUAACUCUCAUUUUUUCCCCCUCUUCAAGAAAGUGGUCACUGGUCACUGUCUGUUUUCAGCUGGCCUAUCAAUGAAGAAAGAUGCCCCAAAAAUGUGACAUAAAACAAAUAAAUCACAAUGUAAAGGUAUUUCAGCAGACACAAAGAUGAUGUAAAUAUGUAAACACAGUGAACCCAUGCAGCGUUAGCAACACCCCUAACCUAACAUUCAUUCAUCAUUUAAUGAAAAUAAUAUGUUAUUGAUCUAAGCUGACAAAUGCUUCCUCUGUUCGAUGAUUCUCAGGGAAAGAAAAACCAAAUUGGGACCUAACUAAUGAAACAGGAAGAGCAGGUAAAAGGCUGGGGAGCUUUGGGUCAGGGACCCACUGUGCACUGAGGUCCUGGGGACUGUCAAGUCUUGGAGACUCGGGCUGAGUGCUGGGGAGCUCUGGGUCUGAAAUCUUGCGACUUCUUUAGUUUUUCUGGGAAAUGACCGUUUUCAUAAAUGAUUAGGGCAAACACAAAACAGACAAAAAAAUAUAUCUGUUUGUCUUAUUGAUUUUAAAUAGUUUUAAUCUCUUUUUUUUAUUUCCAAUGUAUUUCCUUGUGUCUGUAAAGCACUUCGAAUUGGCUUGUGUAUGAAUGGUGUGAUACAAAUAAACCUUGCCUUAUUCAGUGUAAAGUUAAAACUUGUAUAACUUCAGAACAUUUCUAUUUAUAUCUGUGGUUGUGUAAAAUGUCAGUCAGACAGUUGUGCAAUCACCAAAAUUUGUCGUUUUUGAUCCUUUUGCCUGAAAAUGAAUUCCCGUUGGUGGAAAGAUGAAAGACAUUUUACAUGUGAGUUUCCUUUUUUCAAAGAACGUUUUUGUCCUGAUGUUUGGCAGCUUGUUAGCCAGAUGACAGAUGUGAUUGCCCUGAAUAUGGAGCCGAGCUCUGUGAUCAAAGAUGUGCAUUAACAUGAGGUGAAUUUCCCAUAUUUCCCAUUCGAAGCAGCUUUUGUUGGCCUGUCGUCCACCAUAUUUAAUGCACUGAGAAGCGAAGCAGCACCGGUUGAUUUUUUUUUCUUGCGGUCUUUCAACUUGCUCCUGAUGUGUGUGGAUGUGGGUUCUUUUAUCUGACAGCAGGUCGGACUCUUCGCCUUCAACAGAGAAUAUCACAAAGACUUGGAGGGAUAAGCCCGCUUUAUCUCCUUCAGCAAAAGCAAUACAAGACAUGGAAUAUAAAACACUUUGGAGUGUACAGCCCUUCACAAAAGCUAAGCUGCUGAAUUGUCUUUUCCAUGUUAGUCACAUCAAAGUAGGGCAAAAGCAGCAGUAGUCCACAGCCAAAGCAUCUGGGGACAGUGAUAUCACUCCCAACUCCCAAAUGCCUCAUUCCCUCGUCCUAAUCUCAUUCUAAAAUAUGAUUUCUCUCUGCUAAAUGAUUGCUUUUUGUUAUUGUCAGAAAACAUUUUGAACCAGUUAUCAUUCUUGUGCUGCUUUUUUCAUUUGGUGGUAUUUUGAUAUGUGUUAAUCUCUCUGCCACAUUGUUUGUUUGAGUGAGUGUGUUUGUGGAGAGAUGGAGCAUGGCGAAUGGCUAGCUCUUUGGAUGAAAAGCUGCGGGCAGGAUUAAGAGGAAAAACAUGGGAAAAAUAAUCUGUAGGCAGGCUGACGUCAUGCUGUUAGGGCCGGGGUUGUGGAGGUGAGGCUGAGCGUGGUGACAGAGGGCAUCAGAGCGCCUCUGAGCAACGCCAGCUCGCUGCUCUGCAAGGUGCCUUUGGUCCCUGUCCAUGUGUGGCAUGGCUGCUGCUCAGCUCUCAGACAUAAGGUCAUACAACAUCAACUGCACUCACACAUAUACACACAUUAGAUAGUGCAUCAGGCUGGGGUUGUGUUUCAGUCCCUGACCAUUGAAAGCAAGUAUAAAAUUUAUUAUUUUAAGUACACAUUAUCACUACACUUGGGGAUGCAAUAUUUCUCAUGUUUAACUACUAAUUCUCUUUUUUUUUCUUUGUUUUUUUUGCUGCUUGUAUAUCAGAUGAGAAUUUAUGUUCAAAGAACCCAUUGUAAAUGUCCAGAAGCUACCAAUACCUCAAUUAAACAUGUUGAGCACUUUUAAAGCUUAAGAUUGUAUUCUGUGCAGUAGUAUUGUUUCUCUGUGGGAUGUUUCUAGUCUUAUGAGCAUAGAUCAAUCCAGUAAUAUCUGGUGGUAGGUUUGACGCUGCAGGCAGGUGCAAAAUCCUGCAGGAAAAAGAGAUCAGCAUCUCUGUAAAACUUCUCAGCAGAUGUUGGCAUGAAGUGCUGUAAAAUCUCCUGGUAGACGUCAGACUACAUGGAUUCUGAACAUGAUAAAACAUUGUGUAGGCAGAUGUAGUCCACUGGCGUGUGUAGUACAUUUUUGCUGGUAUUCUUUAGUCUCUAUGUCAUUUGUUUAUGGCACCCACUGUAGAGUGUUUCAACCUACAGCUGAGCUUUACAUCCUUUUGUUCACACUAAAGUGUUUCAGAGAGGUGUUAAACCAAGCCAGGGUAAAUGCACAUGUCUGAUCAACUUGUUUGAUAUAAUAUACAACUAGAUGAUUACAUUUUUAAUAGCUUCAACAUGUCGUCAGGCUGAGAGGGAGAGAGAUGUCGCUGGGAUGAGCAGAAUGGAGAAGGCGGCGAGUAGACAGUAAGCUUCGCUUCCCCCCUCUGACGCCAUCUCUUUUUUUCAAAUGGAGUCAGGUCACAGGCUCUUCAUCAUGUGCUCUUACUUCCAUAAUGCACCCUAGACAUGCAGAAUCACACUCUUCACGCAUAUAGUUUAACCCCUGCAUUACAGGGAAACCGAUGUAGAGUUGCACCGCAAUUUGUGGGCACAAUUUGAAGCUGAGCCAGCAGCCUUAAGUGUUAGGACCUGUCAGACCUGAAAAUUGAUGGCCUUAUCUCAUGUAGUGUGUCACAGCGAACGACAACCAAGGGCAUGUCCAAAGUGCCUCCCACCAUCUCACAGAAAUUCUCGCAUGUUUUAUUUUUGACCUAAUGUGCUCUACCACCUCCAUGAUGUUGACAAAUGAGAGCACAAGGCACAACUGUAAGGAGUACAGUUUGUUUUAAGAGGUGCUGCUUUUUUAUUGUUGUUGUGUUUUCUGAAAGGAAUAAAAGGUUGAUUUGCAUUUCAUGUUUUCCAUUAAACAUUAUGUUUCAAAUAAAAUAUGAAAUAAGGGAAAGUUUGUAAUGUUCAGGUGAAUCAGAAUCAGAAUACUUCAUUAGUGACUUUGGUCAUUGCACUUACUCUCAGAAAUACAAAUAUUAUUAAUAGAAGAAGAAUAGAAAUUGGAGUGAAAUUAGAAUAGAUAAGAAAUAAAAACUGUCCAGAAAAGAGCAGAUUAUUAGAAAGAAAGCUAUUUUCAAUGUGCAGAUUGUGUAAAAAAUAAGCCAUGUGCAAGCACAGAUAGUAAAAAGUCAUGUAUAACACCAGUUUGCAGUCUUUAACUGUAGGGUAUUGCACAGAGUAUUGAAUUGUAAUGGGCUGCAUGAACACUGGCACAUGCAUAUUUUGAACCAUAUGUGUUUAAUAGUCUCAGAUUUUGCAUGAGUAACUGCAUCCAAAACCUCCUCCUACAUGCAUGAUAUCUGAUUUAUGUAAAUCCUUUACAUGUUCUGAUAUUUGCACGCUUUUAUGUAACAUAUCAUCACAUGUAUCUGAAUUAAUUCUUGCACGUGCAUCUCUGUCCUGUAUGUGAAACAUGUGAAAUGUGUUUCAAAGGUUGUAAAUCUCAUGCAGUUAAGGACUCUUUUUAAUCCUGGCGGGCACAGCUCAGUCAAACAUAACUCCCAGCCUGGUGUAAGUACUGUUACGGCGGGGGUAUUAGUGCAUCUGAGCAGUGAGCUGUCUGCGUGUUGACGGACAGGGUCAUGGUCAGCUUUUUACCUCACUGUCGAGUACACUCGCUCACUCAUUCGCUCACAGGGCAGCUGAAGUUAUUAACACGCUUUUAACAGCACAAACAGAUGCUGAGCUGCUAAUCUAACACACUGAGCCGGCACGCUGUAAAGAAAUGCAUCAGCAGCAACAACAAGUGUACAUUCCUGCUAUAUUUAAUCCAACUCUCUGAGGGAUACGGUCCAUAUUAAAUAUUCAAGUGUCAGGGAUAAAACUGGAGCACUGUGCCCAAAAAUCUGGACUGAAAACUAUUUCUGAGUUUGCUGAAGUUUAGAUUGUUUCAUUAUGGUGGUGGUAUGACUUCAAUAUGACACAGCAUUAUUAUCUGAUGUUAUUUAGAGGUGAACCUUCACUUUCUGAAAGAACCUCACACCUACUAUGUCAUCUCUUUGCAGUAGCUCCUUAAUGCUCUCUGUUGUGCGUAGAAAAAACUGUUGUAGUGGUGAAUGCUGGUUUGGUUACAUCUACAGUUGGUUUGCUGUUUGCUUUUUGACUCUUGACUUUGGCUAUUUUGCUGCUGCCACAUUGGAUUUUGAGUGCGCGAACGUACGGGAGGUACAGCUGAGCAAUUAAUCAAAUUUCCAUAUAAACUGAAGCUGCAAACAGUGUUGAACAGGUCUUCGCACCUCUGCACAUGUUGGAGUUUGUGCACAUUAGACUGCAGUAAUGGCAUGUAUGUAGUGCAGCUGCAGUUUGUUUCUGCUGUGGUGUUUUAUCGUGCAGUAGCUUUAUACGCACUCCACCACUUGCACAGUAGCAUUGUACGUAUUCGGUUUGGAGGGGGCGGGAUUUAUGACCUAUACUGCAGCCCGUCACCAGAGGGUGCUGUUCUCGGGGUGGCUUCACCCAGCGAGGGACAGACACUGUCCAUUCUAUAUACAGUCUAUGGUUUCUACACUAGCAUGUUAUUUCUUGACUUUCGGUAGGGUUUAACAAAAUGCAGGUAACCAUAUGAUGUUUCACCAAAUAUGUGUCUACCUCCAGCUUCUGUUUGUCUUGUCUCAUUCAUUUCGACACAGUGAAUAAAAUUAGUUGGUCAGUUUUUUUGUGUUUCUUAGUGCUCAAAUUUUGAAAAAGAUCUCCAUGAUGAGCACAAAUCUACUCUUAGAAGAUUCAGAAAGUGCAGAUGUCUUGUGAUCAGAUCCGUGACUUAGAGGCACUUUCUUUCCACCUCUCUUCACAGAGAGGUUUUGGUCCUUUGCCAGCAUAGCGCUGGGCAUUUGCUGCCAUUUACUAAAUGUUAGCUAGGCACACUAUUUUGCCUUUAGCUAACACUAUAAUGCCAUCCUGAAAACUGCCCUAAAAAGAUCUUUUUAUAAGUAGUAAUCUGAGAAAAAGCCUUCUGCUUUCUCGAAAUAGUCAAAAGAAUCACUCACUGUGAGUAUUUACCGUGAAAAAGUAUGAAAAGGGUUUUUCCUCUCUGCUGUAAAUCACCUUGUCUGACGCCUACUCUCCUCACAGCAUUUUCAGGCAUUCAAAAUUACAACAAAGACAUCAUCAGUCUUUUUGCUAAUGGUUUUGUUUGCUUUUCUAGGUCAUAAAGAGGAAUCAGUGUCAAUUUUAGUGUUUUAUAAGCAGCUCAAAACUCCUCACAGGAUCUUUCAUGAAAGUUACAUCAGCCUUAGAUGACUGGCGAUGACUUCCAGGAUUGCUUUACGGUGGAUAAUGCUUUUUCUGGACUGUUACUCACUUUGGCUCACAUUCUUUUUUGAAGGAGUGCCAACAACAAUCUUUCCUCUCAUAAAUAGCCACCUUUAAUAUCCUAAUGCAAGUUAAACACAGAAUGAACAAACAAAUAAAUAACACAGAAAUUUGUUUACAGUUUCCAAAAAAGUGCAAUCUGUGCCAGAUUCUGGUCUGAGAUUUCAGGAUCAGAAUCUGGUUUUUGUUUACGGUCGAAGUAGUAUUACAGGCCUAAGCAGUACACAAUUCAUCAUAAUGACGACUGUCAACCAUGAAAAGCUGUGUUGUACGUCUGAGCCUCUACAACAAACUUCAGAACAAGAAUAGGCCCCGUCCCUAAUUUUUUUAAAAAAUAAACUUAUGCCAACAUCAAACUUAAAUUAUAAAGUAAAGUUGAAUAUUUCUCUCUCAGAGGAGACCCAUUGGACCAAUUGUCACUUUAUAUUCAUAGAGACUUGCUUUACAUGGUUUUUGCUCAAAAUCCUCCCUAUUUGUCUCAUACUGACAUCCAUGAAAACCAUAAUUUCAGUAACUUUAAUCUUCUGCCUGAAACUCCUCGCUUUGGCUGCUUUUCCCCGAGACACAGCUUGCAGGUGUUACUUUUUACACAGUUGUGUAAUAAUAAUAAUAAUAAUAAUAAUAAUACAUUUUAUUUGUAAAGCGCUUUUCAAAGACACAAAGACGCUGUACAGAGUAAGCAGUAAAAACACACAUCAAUAAGUAAGAAAAUUUACGGCAAUAUAAUAAAAACAUGUAAUCAGGUAAAAUCAAAUAACAAUAAAACACACAUAAAUGAGUAAUAAAAUUUACGACAAUGUCAAUAAAAACAUGUAGAAUCAGGUAAAAUCUAAUGGGGGGUUAGGAGGGAUGAAAGGCAGUGCGGAAGAGGUGGGUUUUGAGAAGGGUUUUGAAUCUGGUGAGGUCAGUGCAGUUUUUGAGUUCAAGUGGGAGUGAGUUCCAGAGGGUGGGGGCGGCGACUGAGAAGGCUCUGUCCCCCCAGGUUCGGUGCUUGGUCAGGGGAACUGUGAGGAGGUUGGCAUUGGCGGAGCGGAGGGUGCGGGAGGGGAUGUAGGGGUGGAGAAGAUCCUGUAGGUAGGGGGGGUUGUGGAGUGCUUUGUGGGUGAGGAGGAGGAUUUUGUAUUGAAUGCGAUGGGGUAUGGGGAGCCAGUGAAGGUUUUGGAGGACGGGGGUGAUGUGUUGAUGGGAGCGUGUGUGGGUGAGGAGGCGGGCGGCUGAGUUCUGGAUAAGCUGAAGUUUGUUGAGGAGAGUGGAGGUGGUGCCAUAAAAGAGACUGUUGCAGUAAUCUAGACGAGAUGAAAUGAAUGCAUGUAUAAGGGUUUCAGCUGCAGGGUAGGAGAGGGAGGGGCGGAGGCGGGCAAUGUUUUUGAGGUGGAAAUAGGCUGUUUUAGUGAUUUGCUUAAUGUGUUGGGUGAAGGAGAGGUUGCUGUCGAAGAGAAUGCCAAGGUUGCGACAGUGGGAGGAGGGGGAGAGGAUGGAGUUGUUGAUGGAGAGAUGAAAGUUUGUGACUGUGGGGGUGAGGGAGUUUGGGCCAAUGAUGAUGAGAUCUGUUUUGUCAUAAUUGAGUUUAAGAAGAUUGCUGUCCAUCCAGUGUUUGAUGUCAGAGAGGCAGUUUGAGAGGGAGCGUUGGGUCUGGGGGGUGAUGGAGUUGGAGGAGAUAUAUAAUUGAAUGUCAUCAGCAUAGCAGUGGAAGUGGAGGUUGUGUUGAUGGAGGAUGUGGCCAAGAGGGAGGAGGUAGAUGAUGAAGAGGAGGGGACCAAGCACCGAACCCUGGGGGACACCUUGGGACACGGGGGCGGUUGUGGAGGAGCAGUUGUUAAUAUGGAUGAAGUGAUUCCGGUCUGUGAGGUAAGAGUGGAUCCAGUUAAGAGCGGUGUCUGUGAUAUUGAGGAGGGAGUGUAGGCGGGACAGAAGGAUGGCAUGGUCGAUGGUGUCGAAAGCUGCGGAGAGGUCGAGGAGGAUGAGGAUGGAGAGUUGGCCAGAGUCAGCGGAGAUGAGGAGGUCAUUUGUCACUUUUAUGAGGGCAGUUUCAGUGCUGUGGUGGGUGCGGAAUCCUGAUUGGAACUGUUCAUAUAGGUUGUUACUGUUGAGGUGGGUUUUGAUUUGUGAUGCGAUGACACGUUCGAGGAUUUUUGACAGGAAAGGGAGGUUUGAGAUGGGCCGGAAGUUACUAAUGUCAUCGGGGUUGAGUCCAGGUUUUUUGAGGAUGGGGGUGACAGCAGCCAGUUUAAGUGACGGGGGAACAGUGGCGGAGUUGAGGGAGGAGUUGAUGAUCUGUGUUAUGACUGGGGAGAUGACGGGGAGGCAAUGCUUGAUGAGGGAGGAUGGGAUGGGAUCGAGGAUACAGGUGGAUGAAGACAUGGAGCAGAUGAUAUUAGUCACGUCGGUUGAGGAGACAGGUGAGAAGCAGGAGAGUGCUGAUGGGAUGAGGGGAGGAGGGGAGGAGCAGGGGAUGGAGGGUGGGGGAAGGGAGUUGUGUGUUGCAUUUUUCCGGGGUGAAGGUGAUGGAGGUACUGUCUAUGGGGUGGAGCAGUUUUUUGACGGUGGAGAAAAGAGCCUUUUGGUUGCUGGAGCCGGAGUUGAUGAGGUUGGAGUAAUAGGAUGAGCGGGCGGAUUUGAGGGCUGUUCUGUAUAGGUGGAGGUGGUCGGUGUAGGCUUGGAGAUGGACAGUGAGACCGGAUUUGCGAUAUAGACGUUCCAGUUGGCGUUUAUGGGAUUUCAUUUUGUGUAGUUCAGAAGUAUACCAGGGGGCAGAGUGUCUGAAUGAAACUGUUUUUGUUUUGAGAGGUGCGAGCUGGUCCAGGCAGGAGGAUAGAGUGUAGUUAUGUCUUUACAGAAAACACCUGAGGCUAGCUGUUGCCAUCCACAUUCUCUACACAUUUAGCCAUGUUAGCAUAUCUUGUGUAUAGAAACAUUAACUAUUAUGUUUCUUCCGCAUUGUGGUUUUUAUACCACAAAGGUAUGAACUGAAGCUCUUCAUCUAUUUGUGAUCACAAAUAGAUGAACAGCUCCAGGAUUCAGCUACAGCUGAGACUCAAAGCAGCUCAUAUUGGCCUGAUAAAUUUUCUUACUUUCAUUUUUUCGGGUACAGAAAUUAACCAUGGUUUAGAAGUAGUUUUUUAACACAGCAGAAUUUUACAUUUCUUUCAAGUUUAAAAAGUUUAGUUCAGAGCCUUGGAGCUACCUUUAGCAAGCCUCACUUUUCUGGGACUGACAUUGUGGAAAUGUCUUAAAACAUAUUUUAGCUGAAGAAUUCAACUUUUGAGUCGAUUUGAAGACGUAGAAAAAAGACGACGGGAAACUUCAUGAUGUUUAAAUUUUAAAUAAAGGCUGGAAAGCAGAGUUUUAAUGAAUCACCGCAGAGGAUCAGUGGGGUUUAAACAGUUACAGGAAAUCAAUAUCAGCAGUCAGGCCUGUGUGUCCUUAAGCAGACCAUUUCUUUGUAGAGUUCAGGUUAUUUUGAACUUUGCUGCAGCUCUCUUCAACUCUCUUCCGCUCUCUUUCUCCAUUGUUAAACAUCCACAUUUCCCUUCGCUGCUGACCUUCUCUGCACAGUUUCGUGCAUUUGCUUUGCCUUUGCUUUGAGGUAUGUCUCUCUGUCACACAUUCGGCAUGAAAAUGUGCUAAGAGUCAGAGCAUUUCCGCUUCUCACUUUUCCAGUGAAAGUUGCCACUAGCAGCAUCAGAUAAUGUCUGUCUAACGCCAAAUACUGCCCUCUUUAUGCAUUUCUUUUUUAACAGGAAGAUUUUCUACCUCUUCUACUAAGACAGCCAGCAGCAAAUUAUUGAAACUUGACUGAAAUGUGACCUGCCAGAAGUGCAAAAAGGAGGUUAAAUCCACCUCACUCACAUGUGUGUUUAAAUUUGCACAUGGUCCCUUUACAAAUAAGAAACAUCUCAAAUUAAAAACCUUCUGCUCAGUCUGGGUCUGGGACAGGGGAGGUGUCAAAGGACCCAGACGUCUUUAGCAGAAGUGUUCACUACAGCUUGGCCAAGUUGAACAAAAAAAGUGAACACGUUUUAAUGCCACCCAGUUCUGAGGUUUACCCUGUCACAGACAGUAUUUAAAGGAGAAUUCUGCAGAGAGUCUCCUCAUAUCUGGUUUAAGUAAAAACAAAGACAGGAGCAGACUCUGUUGUGUAAGUGAUCCAGACAGUUAGAAGUAUAAUCCCACGUUUGCAUGUGAAAAGAGAGACAGUUGCGCAGUUAACCUACUCUAAAGGUUAUAGGCCACCGAAGAGCAGCCGGCUGCCUGCUUAGACUGCCUUUACACGAAGCAGAUUCAGGUUUCAGAGUCCUGCUGCUAAAGAAGAUGAAUCACUGAUGUGCUAAAAGACUGUUUGUAAAUUGUUUACUAAAGCUGACCUUCAGAUGCUCCUUCUUCCUUUUUUUUAGCAGGUGGCUGCUACAUAUUACGCUUAUCUCCCUCUACAGCAGUAGUAACUAAUGUGGCUAAUUACUGACUCAUGAAACUACAUAGUUCUCAUAAUGUUGUGACUUUUUUCUUGUAUCAUAAUGAUUUUUUUUUUUCUUAUGGCGUAAUGACUUUUUUUCUUCUAACAAAAUGUCUCUUUUUAACAUGAUGACUUUUUUCUCUGAACAAAAUGAUUCUUUUCUGCUAACAUAAAGAUACCCUUUUUAACUAAAACAAUUUUUGUUUGUUUUUCUCUACAAACCUAAAGAUUUUUUUCUUGUAAAAUACCUUUGUAUUCUUCUGAAAUGUAAUGACUUAUUUUUCUGAAAGCAUAAGGACUUUUUUGGUUGGGAAACCAUUACUUUUUUUUUAUUACAUAAUCCCUUAUUUCCUUGAAAUCUAAUGGUCUUUUAUGUGAGGUGAUGACUUUUCUAACCAAAAAUAACCAUUUUCACAUGACUUUUUUCUGAUAAUGUAAUGACCUAUAUCUUGUAACAUAAGGACUUUUUGUAUUGAUUUUCUUCUUGUGAAAUAAUUACUGUAAAAGUGAUUGAUAUUGUAACACUUGGACUUCAUUAUCAAAAAUUUGUUUUUCUGUUAUGGUUCUUAUCUAAAAAAGCAAAAUGUCCAACAAACAAUUGAAACAUCAUAAAAAUAGAGACAGAUGUGGUGUUUGAAGUUUAACACGUCUCUAUUUUGGUCUUCUGUACAGCUCAGCACCAUCAGGACCUCUGUUGAAACCAUCAGUCGUCCUCAGCAGACAUUAAACUGAUGUACUGCUCUGAAGGAGACAGGCUGUUAGAUCCUCAGUCGUCCUGAAAAAUUUAUGGAGAAACCGCAAGAAGCUUUAAUGUGUGAAAACGUCCUUGACUUAUAAAUGUCAGGACUGCACACUUAAACAUGAACACCUGUAAGCUCUUCAACAACAGUCCUUCCAUUAUAUGACUGUUUCUUUUAAAACAGAGACAGGAGUUAGAUACAUUAGUAUUCUGUCACAAAAAAAUAGGAGAAGAGGAAAAAUCAUGCUGAUUCGGCUGGCAAUUAACUUGGGGCUGGCAAUGAACUUUGAGAAUUGGCGGCAGUUUUGCAUUAGUAAUGAUCCCAUCUCUAAUUGAAUGUUAAAAAUCCAGUAUUUUCCAUCAAAUGGUUUUAUGUCCACAUUUAAUGAAGUAGAGCUGUUCUUAUUAGGGUCUUGAUUUGGGAAUCAAAUGAAUGCGAUGAAUUAGAUUAACUAUUCAAAUAAAUGCUGCUCUUCAGCACCAAUGAGAUUUGAGAUAGCUACAGAGAGCUUUUCCUGUCCAAUACUGGGUUGGAUUUUACUUUUUUGCAUAAAUUCAUGUUAAAUGACCUUUUGGUGUCGGUAUGGUUUGCAGUUUUAUCAUAGACAAUGUGAAGCAGCUGACCAUAAAAGACGUCUCCAUCCUCUUCAUCACUUUGAAGCUGUUCUUAACCAUGGUAUAUGUGUAUUGUGCAGUAGACUCUCUUUCCAGUGAAAUGCUGCUGUGCUGUCACUGCCAAUCUACUGUGAAAAAAAAAUAGGGGAAUGAUCCUUUUUUUCAAGUCAAACAUUCUUUGUGUGGAUGCUUUGGCUGCAUUUAUAUUCUGGGUUUGGGGCUGGGGUCGAAAACGCCUCUGGACAGACAGUCAGUUUGCUGCUCUUUCAGAUGCCUCUUCAUCGGAUUUAUAAGGUUUAUCAUUGGUAUAGAGUGUCUGAUUAAAUUUGCUCUCCAUACUGCCUCCAAACUGGAAAAAUCAUAAAAGGAUGUUGUCUUGUUAACUAAAACAAAACCAGUAGUUUUUUUAAUAUCUGUGAUAUAUUUUAGCACGUCAUCAUCCCAUGUUUCUCAUGGAAAAGAAGGGUCAAUAAACAUUUCUAAGAGUGAUUUUUUUUUUACCACUACUAACUACAUCUGCACAGAAUCAGCAGCUACAAUUUAUCUCUUACUGAGGUCUGGAGUUUGGUUAUCGGUAAACCAUCUCCUUUUUUAAUACCACUUGCAAUAUGCCAAACUGGGCACAUCGCUUAGACACAUCUUCCUGAGACGUAAGACUGGCCUGCAGUCAGUUUUCUUCCAUUAAGCAAAGGCUGUAGUUAACUUCUCCUAGUCAGUUUUUUGUUUUCCACAGAUCUGUGGUGAUUCUCACUCACCUAAAUAUUAUAAUGAUAUAUUUUAAUUCCUCUUGACAUUGUCAGUCAUGUCCUGAGAAAGGGCUGAGUUUUGUUUGUUUUAGAGCUCUAGAGCUGAAGCAGAAAAUGUUUCCAUUGCGUCUUGAUACUCCAAGUUGCUUUAAUCCCUUGCUGAUCCCGCAGUUUACAUCCAGGCUUACAUGAUGAGAAGUGUUUAUGUCAUGCUGACCGCCCUGAGAAGAUCUCAACACAGCAGGAGCCAUGUUUGCUACAUGGGGGUCCAUGUCGACUCAGCUUUAGCCUGAGCGCAACAGAGGGCAAAUAAAGCUGAGUGUCCGCUAACUGUGCAGGCUGCAGGGCGAUUAACUGAGAGGCGACAGUGUGCAGGUCAUCAGGUCCUCUCCAGCUUUCACAGUGGAUUGUAAAUGCAUAAAAAAAAACAUUAUGUAACAUGUCUGAGGACUAUAGGAGCCAUACAGGGGGAUGUGCGGUUAUCUCAUAUAUGAUUAUUUCUCUCGCUCUCUCACAGGUUAUCUAACCGUCUCCAUUGACCCCCUCCCUCAUGUCGUUAUCGGAGACACAGUGACACUGAAGUGCAACUUCCAAACGGACGGAAACCUGCGAGAGAUUGUGUGGUUCCGGGUGAGCACGCAGGUGAACUUAAUGUGAAAACAGCUUCCUGUCAGCUUUCCUCUAUGUUGGCUCAAUAAAACUCCUCCCUCCGACCUAAAUUUGUCCAUGUUAAAAUAUUGUUUGGCAAAGAGUCCCUGUUUAGGAGGGAGUUUCAGUUUAAAGCCCACAAUUUUUAUUCUCAAAAGUACAGAAAAGUAAAUAUUAUCUAUUUUUUUAAUGGAGCAAUGCUUAGGUGCUACUUCAGGCAGGCAACUCAAGCUGCACUAAUUUCACACCUCAAGUGCAUCAUUUCCACUCCCACUUGAUUAACAGUUCUCCUGAAUUUGGUGAUCUAUCCCAGCCAUCAGAUUUCCAUCCUCUGCUCUGCUUAAUCUCCCUGCUGCUCUGCACUAGUACUUCACAGCAUCCACCUGCAGGCUCCGGUUAGGGGUCUAUGUGAUUGUGAGCAUGAUGCAUGUCAAGCGUUAAAUCAGUGCCUGAACUAGUUGCUGGAUUGGCUCCAUCCAACAGAAAAGUGUUCCUCCACCUGCAGAUCGUUUUGACCUCAUUAAUGGGGACUUUUAUUGGGGUACAUUUAACCCUUUACUGAACUGUACAGCAUUUUAUUUCUACUUAUAUUUUAACCCUUUGAAUUUGAUUUGAUGGAUAUAAUCACCGAUUAGAAAUUGAAAUUAAAACUAAAACAACCUUGAUGCUUGGAUUUAACUGUUGAUGCAAAAUGAAGCUAGAGAUAUCUACUCAGUUAUUGGUCAUGUGCAUGUCAGUGAGUUUGAAGCAGGGCUUUGUAUUUCCUCUGAUGAACUGUUCUGAAUAAAUGCAUGAGGUCUGAAACAGCUAAAGUCUGCAAAAUUUAACAACCACCAGUUCAAAAGUUUAAAAUAAUGAAUCAUAACUCUAUUUCCUUCUCUCCUCUCUUACUAAUCAUCUGGAAGCUCCUCAGAUGUGCCACGUUUUCAUUUCAGCAGAACAUUUAGAAGCUGAUGUUUUCAGUCUCAGUGAUAUUAAUCUGUUUUUUUUUUCUGUCUCAGGUGACUGAAGGAGGAACAGCAAAGCAGAAGAUUUUUACCUAUGAUGCCAUGUACAACACCAGCUACUCUCACCUGGAGGACAACAAGAAGCGGGAGGAUCUGGUUUACAGAUCCACUGUCAGGUAAAACGGGCUGACGCCUCUUCUUUUUUUUUUUUAUCACAGAAGGUAUGAAUGCUACAUGUGUGAAGGGUACCAAAAUAUGUCUGUUUUUCAAACAACAGUUGUGCUUUGGUUUGGCCUGGUGGUCACGUUGUGCGCCCUGUGCAUAGAAGCUCCAGUCUUAGCACAUUUCAUGUUAGAUUACUUGAUUUUUUUUGGCCAGAAUUAUUGGCAGAAUACUCGUAUACUAAAAUAACUGAUCACUGAAGCCAAACUUAAACCCUGUAGCAGAUGGUGAGGGUUCGAUUCUUCCUGCACCCUUCCCUGUAUCACUUCCUCCUUUCUGUCUGGCUUUUCUGCUCUACCUGCUUAUUUCCACAUUGUACUUCCUUCUCCUGAUAGUCUGUUACAAUAUUUAAACUGUCUUAUUUUGUCCAUGCGUGUAUCCACAGGCUUCCUGAGGUGCAGAUGGAGGAUGACGGCCUGUACGAGUGUCACGUGGGGAUCUAUGACAGGAGCUCCAGAGACAAAGUGAUCCUGGCCUCUGGCAGCAUCAUCCUCACUGUCAUAGGUGUGUUUUUAUACCUGAGGUCUCAUCAUGAAUAUUAAAAAGCAGAAUCCAGGAAAGUCAGUCCAUCACCAGACUCAUUAGGAUUCAUCCUGGAGGAAAUAUGCAGACAAAUUUCACACCAUUCGAAUGAAUUUAACGCUUAUCACACUACAACCACAGAUAUCAGCUUAAGUAUGACUCUUGCACGCAAACGUGAUAGAAAUCAAAAUAUUUGAUUGUGAAAAAUCGCAAAUCAGCAUAUUCAGAGGAAAACCUUUGAUGAAAAUGAAUCAUAACCAAUUUGACACGUUCACACAGUGAGGUGCUCUAGCUCAGUGUCACCACCUGCAAACUGACUUAUCACUCAACUUUGAUUUUUUUGUCAUAUUUUUCCACGGCGUAUAAAUUCACCAUCAAUGGAUCAAAGCCGCCUCCAUGUUUGAGUGACCUCUUUGCAUUUUCCUCGCAGUGCCUCCAAAGUCUAUCUCUGUGGUGGCAGCCAACAGCCCGGCUCCUUUCAGCCGCUACGAGGCCCAGAACUUCACUCUGGUCUGCAUUGUUACAGGAGCAAAGCCGGCCCCUGUGGUAAGAUUUAACCCUUUUUUCCUCUUUAUCUCUCUGCGAGGACUCCCUUGCUGUAAUCGAGUCUGUGUCAAUGCUUUGUGUGAGGCUGGACAGCUUUAUGUAGGAAAUGUUUCAGAAGUCCUGAUGAUGCUCGCCCUGCAGAAUAAAGUUGGAAGUGUCGCUGAAGUUCAGACAAAAAUAAAUGACCAAACAAUGGCUGCUGCAGCUCCAGCUCUGCUCUGCACCCUGUUUGACCUCUUUGGAGAAUGUUGAGCGUUGAUGUCAGGGGAUUAGAGCACGGCUGCAUAUGUGAUAAAUACACUUCACAGCAGAGCAGAGUCCCCCCCGACAUGUAAUCACAACACUGAUGAAACAAAGCUCUAUUCAAUUUUCUUUUUUCCAUUUCCUGUUUUUAUCUUCUUCACUGUAAACAGCUCCAUUUGUCCAGGCUGAGAUAACCUCCACACACAGCAGCAGGUUAUUGCGGCGCUGAUGGCAUCAUGGAUCUCAGGUCAUGUGACUGUGUGUUCGGAGCAAUAAACAGGACACACAGCAGCUUUUAGCUUUAAGCUGCCCGAUAACACACAAACACCACGUGCACAUGCACAUGCACACACACACUCAUCUAUAAAUUCUGCAGCGUGUGCAGAAAACAUUGAGCUUCAUUUUAAGGAGAGUCGUUUGAUGUUGGAGAUAAUGUCAGAGUUCAUGACCAAUGCUGCUCAGAGGACCACUCAUGCUUAUUUAGAGUCAGAUAACUGAAACUGAAACUGAAACUGGAGUGGGGCAUGAAUUUCAGUCGCUGUACUCAAUUUGUGCGAAAUCAAAUUUCAAUGUACAGCAUUAUAAACCUGGUGUCACUGGACCCUUCAGCUGGCUUCAAUUUAUUUUCAGAGGCAGGUGAGUCUAAAGCUGCUGUUUACAGUUUGAGGUUCAUGACAAAAAAGUGAGAGCAAAGACUGAUAUUCCUUUUUAAAUUAGUGUUUGUUAAAACAAGACUUAAGAUCCCAGGACUGUGUUUGUACAAUUAAAAAAAGGUGUAAAGUCUAGAGCUGUAAAGUCCUAGUCGAAUGGUCGACUUAUUGAUCGAUACAUGCUGAGUCGACCAAAUUCUGAUUGGUCAGUCAAAAUUUUUCUGCGUCAAUUUACAGUCUAUAUUUUUAUCAAGAGGAACGUAACAAAAGUUGAUGGGGGUGUUUUCAGAGCACCCCUCUUUCACAGGUAAUAGCCUGUCUCAGAACACCCCCCUUGUUUUUACCACUUUGGAUUUGCCCAACCCACUGCAGACCAGAUGAGGACAGUAAGAUAACAGAGCAUCCAAGUUGAUCAACGUUAGGUAGUGAUGGGCACAGCAGUUCUUUUAGAUGUACUGAAUCACUAGAAUCAGUUCACUAAAAAGAUUUGUUCAAAAGAUACGUUCACCGAAUCAUUUAGCACUUGGCGGGAAAAGCCUGUGACUCUGACCUCCUGAACUGAUACACGGCUGAACGUUUCAGGAUUCUGUUCAAUUCAUAGCUUCUGGGACCGGGAGUCGAGAGUGUUUGGCUGUGCUGCUUUGGAAAACAUAUAAGUAUAAGUUUAUAUAUAUAAGUACAUAUAAACUUAUAAGUAUAUUUUAAGUGUACUGUCCAAUGGUAUGCUAUUUAUCAGGUCUGCUCGGUAAAUUGGGCUCAGUGAGUGAUUUGUUCACUGAACGUUUAGAAGAAUUCAAACUGAACAUGCACCGUUCCCUCGCAAACCGCUGCAAUGAUUGGAUGCUGCGGGUUUUAUGCACUACUUGUUACAUGCUGUGUCCAAUUUUAUGCAAGUUGUUGUGGUGGCAAUUUAGCAGUGAAAAAAAAUCUAGUUUUGUCUGACAAAAAUGUUUCCAGCGAGUGUAGAUCAAUGUGUGAUUCAUUCACCAUGUGAUUCAGGCGACGGUGCAUGUGCUCCCUCGUUUGCCAGCUGCUGGCCUGGCAAUACUGUUUCUCACUUCAGCUCAACUGAAGGGAGAAACGAAUGAAUCACUUGAUGAAGCGAUUCAGUUCAGUACAUUCACUUAAAAGAUUCGGUUCUUUUGAACAGAUCGUUCGCGAAAGACACAACACUAAAGUCCGGUGGUUUGCUGAAUAUUUAUGUUAUUUAAGCGUUCCCUGCAUUUGUGUUUGAUUGCCUUCUUGUGCUGAUAUCAGUAUAUUUUCACCCCGCCGAGCCAUGCCGUGUCAUCCCCCGCCGCAGAAGAGUUUGCCAUCAGAGUCGGAAAUUUCAGGAUUUUGGUCGACCAAGAAUUUCUUUGGUUGAUUACAGCCCUAGUAAAGUCAGACAUAAAGAAACUGCCACAAAGGAAGAAAAGGAAAAGUCAUGACUUUGGUAUUCAUUAGGUUAGGAAACAGAGUUUUAAAAUGAUGUAAAUCUAUUUGUAAUAAAUAUCCUAAAUAAGAUUCAUUCUGUCUUAAGAGUUCAUUUAAGUGCUUCUAAUUUUACAGUUUUCUUAAAAAAUAAUCUUUUCUGUGGUCAUUCAUCUUUCUUGGUUGAAUCCAAAAGUCUGAGACCUGAUCAGCUUAAAAACAAUCAUCCACCAAAAUUAACAAUCACUGCAAGAGCAUCAUGUGAAUGAAGCACAAAUAGAUCAAUAGUAGUAUCAGUAAUGACACCACCAAAGUAAGAGCAGUCUCUCUCUUCAGAAACUCUGUGGGAGUUUGCUGCUUUAAUAUCCAAAGGGAGGGUGCCUCACAGUUUACAGCCAUAAAUAUAGACAGCUAUCUCCUCUGAUGUCUUGAGGGACAGUACAGGGACUUUUGAAAGGAAUCUAAAUCUACUGUAAGAGGAAAUAACGUCAGUGCAAACAAAGCUGGAGAGAGAGCUCACUGAUGGAUGAGAUCCACAAGGAGCUCCAGCUGGUAGGAGGAAGGAAUCAGAGUGAGUUACUGAGCCUUCACAUGAAAACAGCUCUGUGUUAUUGUACUGUGUUGCCAUGAGUGAUGGCAGGUCUUUCUUAUCACAAUAAACAUGGUCCUAUUUACGAACUGAAAUGAUGAUUAGGAGUUGUAGUCAUUCCUUCUGCUUGUAGUGGCUCUGAAAGAGAAGAGUCAUUUUAGGAUUUUCAAAGUAUGUGCUUAGAGUCCUCAUUGAUGUUUGAAAAGUAACCCGGCUUGGAUGUAAAAGCUAAGAAGUAAUUCAGCAGCUGUGUGAUAAGAAGUGACCAAAAAAGAGAAGGUUUUGAAGCUGUAAUUCAAUACCAGAACAUUUUCUUUUUGUAUCUUGUGUGUUUGAAGAUAAAUUGCUAAAUAAAAUUGACAAAAGUCGUUCAGAAGAAGCUCCUGGGACUUCAAGGUCCUGGUCUUUGUGGUAGAAACUUAGCCCGUGAUCUGAUCUCUUCACUUGGAAACUACACCACACAAAAAUAUGAAUAAGUAUUAUUUUAACUUUGUGUGUGCUGAUGGUUUGGGGUUAUGAAAUAAUGACAGUAUUUCUACCUCCUCUGACAUUUUUUGCAGAGGGGUGUUGGAGUUCUUUGAGGGAACAGCCACAAAGUGGGUUGCCUUCAGUUUGCUUUUGAUCACAUCAGUCUUGAACUUCUUAGCAUCUUCAUUAAUUCAGUAUAAUUUGGACAAAGUGCUUGGGUGUCAGUCCUUCUACUUGGUUCUUCAAAAGCUCACAAGAAAAGGCACCUUUCAUGAAAAGGGUCAGACUUUACAUUUGAAAGGUGUUCACUCUUCCUGUUCUGCUCACCUGUUUUUCUCUGAUUCUUCAGGUUUACUUCAAGAGAGAUGGAGAGCUCAUCGAUGUGGUGCCACCCACCCAGUCUUCCUCAUCUCCAGCUGGAGACCAACACAAGAAACCUGGAAAGAGCAGGGUACGGAGCCGGGCAGGGCUCCUUAGCUCACAGAUCCACAUCAGUCGAGAUCUGGACGACACUAAACUCCAGAAGUCCAUAUCCCCACCAGAAAAAGAGGGGGAACCAGCCCGGCUUGGACAAGAUGGACCCGAGCCAGGGCGGGGGAAUCAGGGGGCCGAGUCAGGCCCUGAGCCGACCACAGAGGUGAUCCCUGAGACGGUGGUGAGCCGAGAGUUUCCCCGCUGGGUGCAGAGCAGCGACCCUCUUUAUUACUUCCAGCACAAACAGCAGGCAGCAGGUGAUGGCACCAUGGAGGUGAGAGCCAUGCUCACCUGGAGCCUGAACCCCCAGCUGGAUAACGAGGCUCUGUUCAGCUGUGAAGUCAACCACCCAGCUCUGUCCAUGCCCAUGCAGGCCGAGGUCACACUGGGUGAGUCUACACAUUUCUUUGUUAUCCAUUGAAAGUUAUGAUUAUGAAAAAGAAGUUCAUGCCGUGCCUUUCUGGGCUGAAUCGAGUGAUGAUGAGCUGUCAGUCUGUGCAGAUGAAGGAUGUGAGCGCUCAGGUUUCAGGUUAGAUCUGUAUCUCUCUGAUGUACGGCUCCCAGAAGGUUAUCCAAGGUCGUCUUUGUUGUCAUGAUUGAAGCAGGGACAGACCGUGUUUGAGGUUUAGGUGACUCAGGUCCCCCUGGUUAAAAGAUGAUAAAUACUCGGAGUAUUCUGUCAAUACUGAAGUCAGACCCACUCUCAGGAAUACGAACGCAGAUGACGCGCAGUCUCUGAGGAGCUAAUGAGGUGAAUAUUGAGAGCUGUAGAAAUCUACACCUCAACAAAACCCUGAAUUUUGGAGGACAAAGUCAGGGUUAAGAUGAAUCAUUAAGAGCACGGGCGUAACAAAGGGUAGGGGCUGCAGGGAUGUGUCUUUGCUAACGUCCAUCUAGAGUUCUCAUCAAUAAUGAAAUGAAAUGUUUUCAACCACAUGUUUAACCUGCGGUGGACUCGUUUUACACGAUUUUCGCAGUUUGUUUCUGUCAGCAGGAUCAAGACUUCAUUAUUUAUGUAAGAUUCAGUGCUUUGAUUCAGUUUUAGCCUUGGACUACAGAAACAUCACACCAAAUUAGUUCCAAGGUUUUAAAUUUCACAGACAUAACUAAAAGAUAAAAAAACACAAGAUUGGAACUUGUUGCAAAUGUCAGUUACUCAGGUGGAGCGAGACAUAAAGUUUAGAGUUUAUAUAUAGAUACAAACAGAAUUAUCAAGCUCAUAUGAACAGCUUGUCACUAUUGGCUUGACAUUUAAGCUCAGUGGAUAUAUUUCGUUUGGAAGAUGAGAGUCACUUGUCAGGUAUUUCAAACAGACAGAAAUUGUUGAGGCACCUUUGAACUUUUUCAGCUUUGAAGGUAAAUCUUAACGGGCAUCACAAUAUUGAUUUUUAAAAACAAGAAAAACAAAGAAAAUCAUUGUUGAUGAAACAACAGUGUACGAGUUAAAGUUGCAGUGCCCUCUGCAAAGAAAAAAAAAAACCUCAUUAGAUCCUCAAAAAACAAACGUUGUAUAAUCCCGGUAGAAAAGGCCAGCUGGCUUAAUUGUUUCUCAGUUUUUGCACCAUGUGUGUUGUUAGGCGCAGUUCUUUUGAAUCAAACUCAAUACUCACGCUACUCUCAAAUCCCCCAAAUCUUUUCUCUCUCAUCAUGUGGGGGAGGAAAGACCAUAAAAAGGAUCCGGGGGGUUCAUCCCAAUUCCCUUAAAUUACAUUCAUGCCUAUCCCGCCUGUAUAUCUGCUGUGAAUCUUAUUCCUUCCCACCAGAGCUGCAUGGGGAGAUGAAAGAACGUGAAGAGGAGAGAUGGAAAAGAAACAUGUUUUAACAGAUAUGAGACAUAAUUUCUCUGUAGUAUCACGUGAAUCAAUGUCAGAGAUGAGAGAUAAUAGCAUGAUUUAAACCUCCUCCCCCUCACACACUCUCUUUUUUCUAGAAUAUGUGACUAACUGUGAUGUUAGUGAAUCAGACAAAAACAGGCACAAAACUCAUGACUGAUGGGGCACAAGCGCAGAUUAAAUCAUCUAAUCACUUAAUUCGCGCAAAACUAGAUGUGUGGAUGAACUGUGGCAUGUUCAUAGGGUACAGGAGUACAGGUUUAUUUAAGAACUGCAGUGGGGUAAAGGCAGAGGUCAACAGAAAUAUGUGUAACAACUCAAGUCAUGCUUUUAGAUGAUUUUCAUGUUCUUGUUUUUUUCUAUCAGCUGCUCCCAGAGGACCAAAGCUGACCAUGACCCCUGACAGGGCCAAAGUGGGAGACACAGUACGGAUCAUGGUCCAGGGCUUCCAGCUGGGCCCCUCAGCGGUGAGUUUCAGAUUCACUGUUGAGCUCUGUGGAGUGCAAACAGCAUCAUCAAUGGGUAGGAGGCAUUUUGAAAUAAAAAGGAACUCUUCCAACCACUUUUUAAAAAAGUGAAAUACAACUUUCUGGAUUGAGUUUCUCCCCUCCAGGCAGCGAUUGGUUUCACUUUCCAUCUGCCCACUUUGAAAAUCAUCAUGCAGAGACUCCAGUUACAGUCAGUCGUGUGUUGCAGUGAGGCUGUUUCAAACAGGGACACAGUUAAACCUCUUAAAACAGUGACUCUUCAAAAGAAGUGCUGAGAUACUGAGGUGAUACUUGGCAACGUCAUUAAGUGCAGAGGUAUUGAGAUUUUUCUAAUGAAGCAUAAGACAUUAAGUUGCUGGGAUUUUUUUCUUAUUUUAAAUCACAUUAAUAAAAAACAGGUUUCCAUGAAUUAGGACUCUCUAUUUAGUAAUAUCUAUCCUUUUUAAGCUGAGGUGAUGUGAUGUGACAGCUCCCUCAUUUUGCACCAAAUUCAAACAGAGGUGUUAUUUUUGCCCUGCGGUGCAGUCGCCCGCAGCAGAGCUCCUGGAGGAGGAAGAGGAAGAGGAGUAAGGGGAGGAGGAGAAAAGGAGGGCGGGAGGUUGCUUGAGGACACUUGAGAUGGAUAGAUGAGCUCUUAUGAUAAUUCUGCAGCACAUUUAGAUGCAAAUGAUUCCCCCCUCUGACAAAUAAAUCUUUUUUCUUUGUCCUGAUACAUUCCUGAAGUUCCACCCUCAAAGAUGAGAUGAUAAACUCUUUCUGACUUUAGAAUUUUACUAAAAAAUUCCCAUUUUUUAAAUAUCUGGCAGGUUUUGAUACCAUGUUACACUGUUUUCAAACUAUUUACAUUUUUUGGACAAAUUUAAAAAUGUUGUUGAGUCAGUUUUCACAUUAAAAAGACAAAUACAGCGACAAGUUUUGUAGAAACACCAGGAUGGAGGUGGCCAAUUUAUCCAUUGAAAGAUCCUCUGGCACAACAUUGCACAAGUUUUCAACUCUGAAUCUUGAUUUCUAAAAUGAGGUGUCCGCCUCACCGCCUCAGUGACAGUCGGGACCUUCAAUUCUGAAAUUUGUCAUGUGAAGGUCUCAUAUUACGGUAUUUUAACCAUUUACAACAAGUCCUAGGUGUCCUUUAAGAAAGCUUGUAAGAAAAACAUCACAAAUUCAGCCUCUGUGGAGGAUCUGCAGCCUCUCAGUUUCUAACCUCAUUAUCCACACCGUGAUCUGAGUGGGUGGAGAAGCUGCUUUAGUGAGGCACUGCAAUGAUUGGCUGAUCUGAGAGAAGAGAGUACAGAGAUGGGAUGCAGAGAUUGAAAAACACUCAAAACAAAUUUGGCGAGUGCUCCAGGAGAACACCUACCACUACACUAAACAUAUGAUUCAAAAUCUGACCCCUAACAGGAGAAGGCACGUGUUGCAGCCAUGAUAACAAAUCGUUUCUCAGUGAAGUUUUAAAAAUGUUGAGAGCCUUUUUUCUCAUCCUGCAUUAAAAAAUUAUCACCAACUGUACUUCAGGUGGAUUUUUCACAGUUCCACCAUCAAAUCUUCAAAGCGAAACUGUGAUUCAUGUCUGUACACAACAGCAACCAAUCAGCUGCAAAAAAGUUCAACAUGUUUCCAGCAGCGUAACUCAAAUAUAGUGAGUUAAGAGGUUCACUGCUUAAUCAAAAACAAAUAUGUUAUAUCCAGGGCAUAUUUUCAUCAAGAGAAUAAUUAAGCUCCCCCUAGAAAAGAUACUGAAAAUGUAAAAGAAAGAUAAGCAGCCACUGUUUUCAUUGGUCCUCCUGCAUGAAGAUGUUUGUGGUAGUCUCCUGACCAACACCAGAGCAGAAAGCUUGUCCAGCUCUAACCUUUGACCUCUUAACUCUGCAGCACUGAAGUAAAAUCACAGUCAUGUAGGAGGAAGUGGAAUUGCUGGGUGGGAGUGGGAGUUGUUUUGCGAGCAUCAUUGUACAAAUCGAUUCUGUCAAUACAUCCCCGCAAGAACCAUCGGCACCGUUGGAUGAAUGUCGGAUGUACUUUUUUAACCCAUAACAUUUUCUGAGUCCCGACUUUUUCAAAACCACGAUGACAUCCUGACACCCUUCAUCUUUAUAACUGGAGUUUGUCAGUCUCUUGACAAAAAUUUUAUCAAAUACACAGCAGAAAUAAGUCCCUGCAUAACUCCAGAUCAUCUCCCGUUAUACAAUUCAGUAACUCUCCUUAUUGUCAGAGUAUUGUAGAUAAUUGUUGUAUGCUUACUCUCUUACAGGAACAUUUAGCAGCCAAUGCAACGAGCUGGUGGUGCAGAUUAACACCGAAUUUAAAGAAAUAAGUGACAGAAAUACAUGCAGAUAGUAUGAAGUUUGAAGUUCACUCCGUCGUGUGAUUAACCAGUUAUACUUUUGAAAAAUAUGAGCAGCAUUAGCCGGCUGUGCAGGAUGAAAAGCCUGACUGAUGUUGGUGAGUGUCGUUCUCCCUCAUGACCCGAUAGCGACAGCUGAGGCUUUGAAAACUGAACUUCUUUUGACAGAACAGAGCUGGAGUCAGGGACUUUUAAAAGUCUCUGCAUCAAGAAGUGAAGAAGUUAAUGUGUGAAAUGUUUUGAUGUAGCUCCUACUGCAGAAGUCUCAAAAUAUGUGUUUGCAGAGAUGUCUUACAACAUUCAUAAAUAAGUAAUGAAGUAAACAGUCGAUUUAUGUGAUUAAAGAGGACAAUAAAAGUGCAAACUACACAAUAAAGAUGCACAAAUAUGUCAAACGCAGAACUGGACAAUUUAACGUAAAUUUUCUUUGGAAAUCUGGAUUUUCAGGAGAGCUGCACUGAUGAAUAAAUGUUUAAAUUCUUUGAAACAAAAAGUUUAACAUGGUAAAUCAAAUGAAAGGCUGUUUUACUGCUCUGUUUAUUAUCUUAGAAAGCUUUUAGGAACUGAAGGACUCUGUAGAAUUAAAAUUCUGGGUAACCCACAAACCUCAAAUAUCAGACAAAAUGCAUUAUCAGUAAUUUCUCAAACUAAGGGAUUCAUUUUGUGUCAAUGUUUGCAGAGAAAAAUCUGCAAUGUACGGUAUUUGAUCAUUUUAAGCCACUAGAAGGGACCCUGAGAGACCAUUUUAUUAUUUUCAAUUCUUUUAUCAUGGGCCUUCAUGGAGGCUGUUUAAGGUAGUUUGUUCCAAACAUGGAUACACAAGGGAUGGUGAUUCUACCCCAGCUACCAUUUUGGGCCGCUGGAUUAUGGCAAAAAUCAUAAUCAGGAAUAUUCAGAUUGAUAUUGACAUUGCAAUUAUCUCUUUAAAAUCUCUUUAAAAUUAGACAUGAUAAGGGAUUAAAAAACAAAAACAAAAAAAGAACUAUCUUGGCUCUCUGUCUGUCUAACUGGAUGAUGUAAGGGUUUGAAACUGACAGGCACUAAGCAUCAAUUCUUCUCUUCACUUUAAGAGCUGAGCCUUUAUUUUGGUUAUAAUACUCACAAAAGUAGACACCAGAUUUCACUUGUAGUUAAGUAUUUUUCACUGUCAAAAAGCCCUGAGCUCUUUUACCGCUCAGAUCACAGACUAUAGAUCAAAGAUGAAGAUACAGCAGGUCACAAUAAAUCUUCGUGCUAGCGGCAACUUCCUUCUGCUCCCAAACUUUGUUUUCACAUUGACCUGAGCUUCUGUUGCUGAGGUAAAAGUAAAAGCUGUUUGAGGGCAGGGGUCGCACCUACACUCCGCUGUUAAGGGAGAGAAGGGUGGUGCAUAUCAUUCAAUAUAUAAGGUAAUAGUUGCAACACAGCAGGCGGCACAUUAACUGUCUAGUCUAAUAUCAUCACGCUUUUAUGAUUGUAGGGGGCCCAAAUCAUAAUUGAAAUUGAAAUCUGAUAUAUUGUAUAUCGCCCACCAUAUCGUACACCAUUGCUCUGCAACUGUACUGCUGUUUUUGCAUGAAUGCAGUAAAUGUAACUUUAUUGACAUUUGUUCAAGUACACUGGAGUCAGUUUUAUGAGUGGAAAUAAUCAAAAGAGAGUAAUAAAAAAUAAACUAGCCGUAUAAAAUAAUACGCAAAAGCUGCACUGUAAAGCAGUUAGAUAUGUUUAAAGUCCUGCUUACUGUGAUGAAGAUGAAUCACAUUUAUUACAUUUUUAUCCACUUAGGUUGAUAUUCAUUGAGGGUUUGAAGGCGGCAGCUCUGUCCUCUAGUUUAAGUUUAGAGUUUACACUCAGUUCAGAGCUCUAAAGCUGUGAGAGCCAGAGAUGUGUCAAUCACAUCGAGGAUGAAGUCAAUGCAAACUUGAUCUUCCACACCCCACAGUCCUGGUAAAUGGUCUCAGCUGCAAAAUAAGCCUUUUUAAUGAGGUUCAGAUGACUUAAUGAAAAUCUAUUUCAGUCAGAUUUUUAUCGAUCUAUAAUGAGAUUCCCUAACUCUGAUAUCAAAUGUGCACUUUUAUUAUUGAAGCCAAAUUUACAGAGGCUUUAUGGAGGCGAGCCUGGCACAGACAGCAGAUUUAGCAUAUUUGACCUGAGGGGGCCUGGUGAUGAGUGGGGGGUGAAUUAGUUCAGCCACAUGUGCUGGAGCCGCACUGAGCAGAGCAGAGGAGUCAAAAUGAGAAUUUAAACUGGAUGUAUUAGGGGAGGCAAGGGGGGAGAUUACAGGAGGAACGUGACACUGGGGGGGGGGGGGACUCACAGAGGUAUUUAGACUGACUUCAGAUAGUAAAGAAUUCUCUGUUUAAAAGAGAGGAACAUCACGACACUCAUGCUAUAGGUGAGCUAAAAGGAUGUAAAUAACCAAGUUGAGUCUACAAAGAUCAACUUUCAUGUUACUGCUGGGACAGGUGUAAGAUGAACCAGUUUGAUGUUUAUGACCUCAUUAUUUUAGCAGGUCUUGAGGUUUUUAGAAGAAAUUAGUUGGAGCACAAGAUGAGAGGAGAGAGAAAACAUGACCAGAGUCUUUCAGACUAAUAUCUUACAAGGCUGAGAGAGCGCUCAGAUCUCUGUCACUGCUGUCCUCUUUUUAAAAAGAGACAUUUCAAGCCAGCCAAACUUUCAUCUGGGUCAUAAAACCUGUAAGUUUAUGAGAAAUCCUGUAAACCCCUCCUCUCAGCGUCUCUGACCUGUCUCCUCCAUGUACCAUAAGGUUACAGAAGAAGUCUUUAAACUUUUAAUAGAUUACAUUUUCCUUAAAGUUAGACUCCUGCAACAAGGUAUUACCCACAUUUCUGAUUCUUUACAGCACUCUCCAGAGCCCCUCAGGCCGACGAGAGCUUCAGACAGUGAGCGAUGACUGAAUGUGUGCUGUCAGAGCCCGGGGCUCUGAAACAAGCUGCCUGAUUUCGUCAGGAAGGUUGUUUCAGUGUCAUCUUUGAUAAAACUUUACAGAAAGACUAUUUUCAGGGGAGAGUUGAUCUUUGAGUGAAGACUGUCAUCAGUUCUCUCAUUUUAUAACUGUUAAAUGUGACACGCAGGGUAAAAGCUCUGGUUUUUGUGUGCAUCUACAGAGCGAGGUGUUCCCUGAGCCCAUGUUCACCUGGACCAGGGUUGGAGGUCGUCUGCUGGAUGGCAGAGAGACUCAUGAGGGGCGGGAGCUGGUCCUGGACCGAGUUCCUGCUGAGCUUAAUGGCUCCAUGUUUCGAUGCACGGCCCAGAAUCCCUUGGGUUCAACAGACACACACACCCGCCUCAUCGUGUUUGGUGAGUCUCUUUGAAGGAGGAUCUGUUCAAAUCACUUCCUCCAUGUUCAGUGUGCUCAUCGUAAAAGUUUUAUGUUUACCGUUUUUACAGAAAAUCCCAGACUGAAGAAAGAAAAAGGACAUUUUAUUGGUAAGUAGACUAUUUUUAGUCUCUGCUACAACUACAAUGACUGACAAGCUCAGGUAUUAUAAUGUGUUAGGCUUAUUGUUAUAAAGCCCUAUGAUAAUUAAUGAGUGUUUAUAAUGAUAGUUAUACAAGUUUAUAAGCAAAUUAUAACACACCAUAAACAUAUGUAUCAUGCAUUAUCUAUGUGGGCAUUGUCAGUGAGAUGUUAACAUUUGUAACACAUUAUAAUACCUGAUCUUGUAAGUCAUGAUAAAAUUCUCUAUAAUAUGUUGUGAUUAUUGCCAAAAAGCAUUAUGAUCAUUUAUGAGUGUUUUUGACUAUACAGUUAUACAGUGCUAUAACAUGAUUAUAAUGCAAUAUAAAUAAAUUUAUCAUGUGUUACAGAGAUAGGCAUCAAGUAAAGUGUUACCAUAACUUCCAUUGCUGUAUAAAUGCAGUAUUUUUGAGGGGGGACUCACGCAGAGAAGAAGACCUUAAAGCUCCUGUGAGAAACUUUCAGUUUGUAUGAUUUUUGGCUCCCCCCUGUGGACAAAGAAGUCUUUGCUUAUCUGGUCAUUUACAUGCUGGACAAAAAACUCAUCCUGCUGACUUUUCACAGUCAAAUAGGUCAUUUGUUGUCAAUAUCUUAUAUGGAAGCUGCUUGGCUGACCCCUCCUCUGCAUUUACAGUCUUUAGCCCGAUGCUAUAAACUCUCUGUCAUCUCUCUGCAGACAUGGAUGGACAUAGAUCUGUUGAAUUAUCAGUGUGAACAAUAACACACUGAGCCAGAGAGAGGAAAAGCUUCACUCAUCAAUAAUUCACUCAUAAAUAAUAAAUAACUCUGAGGCCUGCAGUAGGAAACAGCCAAUCAGAGGCCUUCAUACUGUUUUGCCAUGCAGCUCAUGAUGGAGUGAGGACGGAGUUUUGACUGAGUCCAGCAGCUGGUGUGCAGAUUUCUGUCCAACUGCAGUAUCCGUCCACAAUAGGAGUUUACUCUCAUGUUGAGAGAUGUGGUGAGGCUGUUUCACUAUGAAAGAAAUCAACAAGUACAAAAACCAGCGGCUGUACAGUUAUUAAUUUGAUGUUUGCUGGAUUCAUCAAGUAAGUUUGUUAAAACAGCAGCUUAAUCAAAGUGUAGAUUUUCCCAUCCUCACUAAGGAUGCAGCAGCAGAUCACAGAGUUGAAGACUUGCAGAAAUCAUUUUUGCAUGGAAUAAAUUCAAGUUUGCAGAACAAAGCCACUGGAGACAGGAGACAGCCCCCCUCCUGAGGCUUUCUAGUUACACAGUUUGCAACAACAUCCGCUGAGAGACUUAGAAAAACUUCCCGAGGUUUGGAAAACAUCUCACAGUCAGACUUUUUAGUAAAGUCUUUAGCAGGGUCGCUCCAUACUUUUGUUGAGAUUAUUUCCAGCAUACGAAGCUUUUAUUACGUGUGCAGUACUUUGCAUUAUCUGUGCUGAUCAAGGCCUUUAAUUAACACCUGAGAUUGCUAUAUGAGAUGACAGGCUGCUGGGCUGUCAGCGUUUUCUCCAACUCUGAUAUCUCAUUUAGUUAAAAAAAAAAGAAAAAAAGAAACGAGGUUUAACGGAUGUUCAGUGGAGUCAGCAUUGCCAAUAUGGUGGUGGUCUUCUUUGAGCUUCAGCUCUUUAGAGACCAGGCUGAGAGGCUGUUUGGGUUUUUGCUUCAGGAUAAAGCACACCUCUUAGUUUUACCAUAUUUAAGGGCUAAGAAUUAAAUCCAUGUCGUCUUGUUUCUUCCAGCCAUUGACACAGCUGCUGCUCAGGGCUCCCUCACAUUAACCUCCAUGUUGCUGCUGCUGAGCUUCACCUUCGAGCUGACGUGACCCGUGGCCCCGCUGCUCCUCCACACCUCCACCUGCUUCUACCUGAGGAACCUGCUCUUCAACGACCCCCUGACUGUAGCUUAACCUCCACCAGGCUGGCAGCAGAGAGACUCAGAGCUUCUGAUAAAUGCAGCAGGAUCCACGAUCUGGAGAGAAGACAGACACUAAAACAGCAUCUGAGUCAGAACUGCAGGUCCAGAUGCUUCACACCAUGCCGUCACACUGUGAGACUUCACUGAUGGGUUACUUUCACUAAUUAUGAGGAUGUGAGGAGCUCUAACUGCAGCACACUGAGGAAAAUCUUUGAUGUGUGUGAUUUUACCUCUGCAAAGUCUGCGAGGUUCACACCAGAUCCCGGGGAAUAAUGGAGUCCUCAUUAAGACCAAUUAACUUUCCCUCCUGCUGACAUGAAAUAAAACUGCCAGUGAUGUUACAAAAAAAGGUAUUUCUUCUAAAUACAGGUGCAUCUUAAAAACAUAGAAUAUUGAGAGUCCUUUUUUACUGAUGAAAGUCACUCUCAUUUAGAAAACAAGGUCCACAAGUCUGGAAAUAGACUAAAGAGGUCCAAGAGGUCAUUUAAGUCCAGCAUAAAGUUCCCACAGUCUGUGAUCAUUUGGGCUGUCAUGUCAUGAUCUGUUGGUCUACUGUGUUUUAUCAAGUCUAGAGUGAUCUACCAGGAGAUUUCAGAGCACUUCAUGCUUCUAUCUGCUGAUGAGCUUUCCAGCAGGACUUCCACCACCAAGUAAAAGAGUAAAAAAUCAACAAACUUUCCAUUUUGACAUUUUUGUAUUUGAAAUAUUUUUAUUUUCAUUUCAUGUAAUAAAUAGUCUCACAGAUUUCUGAAUUUCAUUGACCAAUAUCACCAAAAUUAAAACAAAAAUGUUUUAUUGAUAUGUCUGUAAUGUAAUAGUUUGUGAAAGUUUACCUUUUUGAAUAAAAAGUUUUUGAGAUGCACCUGUACCUGUUUAAAGGGGAGACAGAGCCAUGAGAAAUGGACUGAAGGGGACUGAGAUAACAGAAAUCUUUCUGUCUGGUCUUCUGAAAGUUUUGUGUCUAUUGUUUACCUUGUAUUUGACAUAUUUGGGUCUUUAAAUGACUAAGGAGUACAGAGAGUUGGGGAAAUGUUUGCGCAGCCUGAUCGUUCAAGCAGCAGAAUCUGAUUUUAAUCAAAAUUUUCGACCACAUUUCAAGCAAAGUGUUCUCGUUGAGUAGACCUGAAACAUGUGUGUCACUUUUCUUUAACCUACCAGGCUUUUUAAUUUUCAGGAAACAGCGGUAGCUGGUUUGAUUUGGCGGAAUGAACAGGUGGUUAUGCAAAUUGGCAUUCUGACAGAGUGAAUUAUUUUUUCAUCUUAUUUUACCUUGCCUCCAAUAAGUCAUAAAGAAGUUGGCACAUAAUACUGAUUUGCAAUUGUUUCAUUUAUACGGCUACAAAUAGUUCCUCAGAUUCGUAGGAAGGUAACACUUCCAUGGCACAAGACUCUUGUGUUUGCAGGUGAUUCAACAUUAGACUGAGUAUUUUAACUCAGAGUCAAGUUCAAACAUUUACCUGUGUAUUUGUUCUAACUCAAAUUAUACUGAAAAUUUCUGUCUAAGGUGACGUCACACAAGGUGAGCAUGAUGUCUCUUUUUUCAAAGCUUUGCAGUUAACAAAUCUUUUUAACACGACACAGGCAAAUGUCACAACUUUUAAGUUGCUCCUCUUUCUCUGUCAGAGAUGUUUGGGGUCCAGUAGCUCCUCAGGCUGCUCUCACAUCAAUACCACUGAGUAAACAGGCUGAGAGGGCUGGACUCCUUUCUGUGGAUUUAUUCUGGAUGAAACAAAGAUGGAGCAUUUCUCCUGUGACUCUCAAGCUUAGUACACUAAAAAAAAUGUGUUUUUGUUGGUGGAGUCUGGUGGCUUGAGUAGAACCAUCUCACAGCUCGUCUGGUAAAAAAAAAAAAUCAGCAGAUCUCCUAUUUCAUAACAAGAUCAGCUUCUUUAAAAAAUCUUUCCUGUUACAGAUAAUCAGACACUUAGAUGACCUAUCUGAGCUCAUCUGAGCAACAAAAGCAACAUUUAGGGGACAGAUUUUAAUUUUGUUGCAGCCGUUACUGCUUUGACUGAACCAAUCAGCUGCAGCUAGUUUCAAUAUUUACUACCUUUUUUAUCAUUUAGACCCCACAUUUAAAAAAGGGCCCCGUUAGUGUAAUACUAAGAUGAUCAGACAGAACAUUCAGAGCUCAAUGUUCAGCAUUUUUUUGAGAUGGACAGAUAGAGACUUUAUUGAUCAUGAAGGAUGUUUCACCCGUGGCUUCAGAGUGACUGACUCGUUACUCCUCUUUAUGAGUCCCCUGAGACUCUGAGCUUUCUUUCUUUCUUUCUUUUUUAAACUUCCUUUCCUUCUUGGGUGUUACCUUUUAUGUUACUGCUGGACUGCAGGAGCUUUGUGCUUUUUACAUGUUUUCUUUUGCCUGUGUUUGUAAAGCACUACAGUGGGCUCAUUUUGUUUUAAAGUGCUUAAACAAUAAAGUGGACCCAGUCUAACUUUA
Xyrichtys novacula (pearly razorfish) is the source of this 42789-nucleotide messenger RNA. NCBI's taxonomy places the organism in Eukaryota, Metazoa, Chordata, Actinopteri, Labriformes, Labridae. The record is from the annotation of a GenBank genome assembly.